Osmerus eperlanus (European smelt) is the source of this 3394-nucleotide messenger RNA. It is a transcript of the gene rabgef1l, whose product is annotated as RAB guanine nucleotide exchange factor (GEF) 1, like. The transcript has 9 exons. Gene Ontology annotation, biological process: vesicle-mediated transport. Gene Ontology annotation, cellular component: cytosol; endocytic vesicle. The record is from RefSeq and is a predicted model, not a curated record. Bases 264 to 1850 code for a protein of 528 amino acids. Lineage: Eukaryota; Metazoa; Chordata; Actinopteri; Osmeriformes; Osmeridae. Gene Ontology annotation, molecular function: small GTPase binding; zinc ion binding; guanyl-nucleotide exchange factor activity.
AGUAAGUUUCACACCAGCCAACUACGUCAACAAACUCACUGACAGGCUGGCUGGACGACCUAGCUAGCAGGUUAGCUUUCCAAUGAGGGUGUGUGAGAGGACAUCCUUACAACGCAAAUACAAAACAUCUUCGCAAGCUUUAGCUUGUUUGUGAAAGAGCUACAACCACCCCUGUACCCACAUCCCAUAAUAUCUCUUCACCAUGUGGUCAACAGCAUUCCCAGCCGAGCGGCCUGAGGCCAGGCAGCCUGUCGCCAGGGGAGAUGAGCACGCGGUCAGAACGCAGAGGCAUCCACGUGGACCAGUCGGACCUGCUGUGUAGUAAGGGAUGCGGUUUCUACGGCAACACGGCCUGGCAUGGGCUGUGCUCCAAGUGCUGGAGGGAGGAGUAUCAACAGUCCAGGCAGACCCAGAUCCAGGAGGACUGGGCACUGGCUGAACGGCUGCAGAGGGAGGAGGAGACGGCGUACGCAAGCAGCCAGCAGGGGGCACUGUCUCAGCCAGCCGGCGGCAGCGCCCCCUUCAGCAGGUUCCAGGAGAGGAAGACCAAGGAGAGGUCAAGCAAGGUCAACACUGUCACCAAGUUCUUCACUUCCUCAGCUAAAACACCUCAGAAGAAGAACAAGGAGCCAGGGUCAGGAGAGGUCCAAUCCGGUGCCAGCCCCUCCCCUGGCCGCCAGCCACGCCCGGAUACGGACCACGCCACCAGACACUUCAUCGACUUCCUGAAGACUCUGAAACCUGGCAGGGAGAUCUUCAAACAGUGCAGGUCCUUCACUGAGACCAUGGUCUACAAGAGGGACCUGGGAGCUGAGGAGCUGUCGGAGUGUGUCCAGGACUUCUACCAGAGCCUCUCUGAUCGUCUGCACACCCACUUCAAAGGCUCGUCAGAGCGGGUGGAGUGUGUGAUGGAUGAAGUGGAGCGCUACAUGAUGACACGUCUCUACGAGGAAGUCUUCUGUCCUGAGAACACUGACGACGAGAAGAAAGACCUGGACACCCAGAAGAGGAUCAGAGCCCUGCACUGGGUGACCCUGGACAUGCUGUGUGUCCCAGUGGACCAGGACAUCCCGGAGGUGUCUGACAACGUGGUCAAAGCCAUCACAGACAUGAUAGAGAUGGACUCGAGGCGCGUUCCCCGGGACAAGCUGAGCUGCAUCACGCGCUGCAGCAAACACAUCUUCAGCGCCAUCAAGACCACCAAGAAGGAGGCGGCCUCCGCAGACGACUUCCUCCCCACCCUCAUCUAUGUGGUGCUGAAGGCCAACCCCCCGCGCCUGCAGUCCAACAUCCAGUACAUCACCCGCUACUGCAACCCAAGCAGACUGAUGACCGGGGAGGACGGAUACUACUUUACUAACCUGUGCUGUGCAGUGGCCUUCAUAGAGAAGCUUGAUGCUCAGUCUCUGAACCUGAGCCCUGAGGAGUUUGACCUCCACAUGUCAGGCCAGGCCCCCCCCCAGCGCCCCCCCGGCCCCCCGGCCUCCUCCUCCCUCAGCCAGGUGCGGGAGCGUCUGGACCUGCUGUCGGGGCUGGGGGUGAGGCAGGAGCGCGUCAUGGAGGGGGCACGCCGCCUGGAGAGCGAUCUGAUCGACUGGACUGACGCCGUGGAGCACACAGUGCAGGGAGCCCUGGAGAGGCUGGGCUCCCCCCUCCCUCCCCCCUCCGCCCCCCUCCCUCCCCCCUCCGCCGCCCUCCCUCCCCCCUCCGCCCCCCUCCCUCCCCCCUCCGCCGCCCUCCCUCCCCCCUCCGCCGCCCUCCCUCCCCCCUCCUCCUCUGCCAUCGACUCUGAUAACGUUGAGGGUGACCUCCUGCCCCCGCCCCUCUUGCCUCAGGUGUUUGCAGGCUGACCUCUGACCUCCAUAGCCCUUAGAGACUGAAUCCUCUCUGUGCACACACAACCCCCCACCCUUCUAGCCACACUACCCCCCACCCCCUUAGAUAAAUAUUAUAACCCCCUCUAGCACCCCCCCCCCCAGUUACCCCAAGUUGCACACGCAUGUCCUGAUUUUUAGAACAUUUGGCACAUGUCACAUGUGGCUGCCGACAGGAAGAAGGCGGGGCUUUCCAACGUUUGGGCUUUAUUGUGUUUUGACUUCCUGAUGCACCUGGAGACUGGUUGGGCUGGGACUUCCUGAUGCACCUGGAGACUGGUUGGGCUGGGACUUCCUGAUGCACCUGGAGACUGGUUGAGCUGGGACUUCCUGAUGCACCUGGAGACUGGUUGGGCUGGGACUUCCUGAUGCACCUGGAGACUGGUUGGGCUGGGACUUCCUGAUGCACCUGGAGACUGGUUGGGCUGGGACUUCCUGAUGCACCUGGAGACUGGUUGAGCUGGGACUUCCUGAUGCACCUGGAGACUGGUUGGGCUGGGACUUCCUGAUGCACCUGGAGACUGGUUGGGCUGGGACUUCCUGAUGCACCUGGAGACUGGUUGAGCUGGGACUUCCUGAUGCACCUGGAGACUGGUUGGGCUGGGACUUCCUGAUGCACCUGGAGACUGGUUGGGCUGGGACUUCCUGAUGCACCUGGAGACUGGUUGGGCUGGGACUUCCUGAUGCACCUGGAGACUGGUUGGGCUGGGACUUCCUGAUGCACCUCGAGACUGUCUGGGUUGGGAUUGAUGGAGCUCUGCUAACUUUGACCCCCAUUUAUUAUGAAUCUUAAUGUUUGUUUGUAUUAAAUAUUCCCUCUAGUACGCUCCAGCGGGUUCAGUUAAAUAAUGUUACUACCUAAAGCUUUGAAAUGUAACCAGCACUUUAAAGUUAGGAAAAUCUCAAAGUUGACUGUUUUAUUAGUGUUCUAACAAAUUGAGGGUGUGUGUGAGUGUGUGUGGCCUGCACAGUGUUGUAAUGUGUCAGUAACAGAACAUCAAACCCUUCAACAGCAGAACAGGACAAGCAGCAAUAAAUCACAGCAUAAAGGUGUUCUGAGUUUAGAGAUGAAGACUGAGGUCCCCACCGUGUCUCAUACCAACACAGGUGCUGGCUCAACCUCAUUCUGCCAAAAAAAACAAUAAUCGGGUACCACGUUAUACAAUGAUCAGGUAUCUUUGGGUUGUUUCAUGUUGGAGUGAGAAACUUGAUGCCGUGUAAAUGUAACUUAUUGUCAAGUUGUUUAUGGAUUCCAGAGGUUUGUGAGCAUUAAACAAACCAGACCCAGCAUUGUCCUGCAUUCUCCUUCCAGCUCCUGGUCCAGCACGGUAACCAUGGCGAUGGCAUCUGCAUAGUUCUGGAAGUCCUACACCUGGGGCGAUAGGUAAAGCUCAGUGGUUAGAUGGUUUUGACUGCAGAUGGAGAGAUUGCAGGAUCAGAUCCUCCUGUCUUGAGCGUCCGCUGAUGGAACACAUUCUUGUUCUAUUAUGAUAUCCUGACGAGGCUGAAGUGCUCACACA